Molecule: messenger RNA, 2086 nt
Organism: Ostrinia furnacalis (Asian corn borer)
Lineage: Eukaryota; Metazoa; Arthropoda; Insecta; Lepidoptera; Crambidae
Gene: Pabp
Product: poly A binding protein
Exons: 3
Coding region: 1-1836 (611 amino acids)
Molecular function (GO): RNA binding
Source: RefSeq, a predicted model, not a curated record
AUGAAUCCAGGCCCACCUAAUUACCCCAUGGCAUCUUUGUAUGUCGGGGACUUGCACUCCGAUAUUACUGAAGCCAUGUUGUUUGAGAAAUUUUCAACGGCUGGUCCCGUACUCUCUAUUCGAGUCUGUCGCGAUAUGAUCACGCGUAGAUCCCUAGGCUACGCUUAUGUGAAUUUUCAGCAACCUGCCGAUGCUGAAAGGGCACUUGACACUAUGAACUUCGAUAUGAUCAAAGGAAGACCUAUUAGAAUCAUGUGGUCCCAACGAGAUCCAUCUCUACGCAAAUCUGGAGUUGGGAAUGUUUUUAUUAAAAAUCUUGACAAGACAAUUGACAACAAGGCUAUGUAUGAUACUUUUUCAGCUUUUGGUAAUAUUUUAAGUUGUAAAGUGGCCCAAGACGAAACUGGUGCCUCAAAGGGUUAUGGAUUUGUUCACUUUGAAACUGAAGAAGCUGCCAAUAAAUCUAUUGAAAAAGUGAAUGGUAUGUUACUGAAUGGAAAGAAAGUGUACGUUGGCAGAUUUAUUCCUCGUAAGGAACGCGAAAAGGAACUUGGAGAGAAAGCUAAGUUGUUCACAAAUGUGUAUGUGAAAAACUUUGGUGAAGAUUUUUCGGAUGAAAUGCUCCGUGACAUGUUUGAAAAGUAUGGUAGAAUAACUAGCCACAAAGUAAUGUACAAGGAAGAUGGAUCCUCUAGAGGAUUUGGAUUUGUUGCAUUUGAAGAUCCUGAUGCAGCUGAACGUGCUUGCAUGGAACUUAAUGGAAAAGAGCUUGUUGAAGGCAAGCCAUUAUAUGUUGGACGUGCGCAAAAGAAAGCCGAGCGUCAAAAGGAGUUGAAACGUAAAUUUGAACAAUUAAAAUCUGAGCGUCUGACCCGCUACCAAGGUGUCAAUUUAUAUGUCAAAAAUCUAGAUGAUACUAUUGACGAUGAAAGACUUCGCAAAGAAUUUGCGCCUUUCGGGACAAUAACUUCAGCUAAGGUAAUGCUCGAAGAUGGUCGCAGUAAAGGUUUUGGGUUUGUAUGUUUCUCAUCACCGGAAGAAGCCACUAAAGCUGUGACAGAAAUGAAUGGACGCAUAGUUGGAACGAAACCACUAUAUGUCGCACUGGCCCAACGUAAAGAAGACCGCAAGGCUCAUUUGACAUCUCAAUAUAUGCAGCGAAUGGCAAGUAUGCGCAUGCAGCAAAUGGGUCAAAUAUUCCAGCCAGGUGGUGCUGGAGGGUAUUUCGUGCCUACUAUUCCACCGGCUCAACGCUUCUAUGGCCCAGCACAAAUGACCCAAAUAAGACCUUCCCCACGAUGGACAGCACAGCCUCCGGUAAGACCAAGCACUCAGACUGCAGCAUCUGGCUACCCCAACAUGCAGGCUCCAUUCCGUCCUGCACCCAGAGGCCCCACCCAAGCCGCCCUACGUACGUCUCUUGGGGCUAGACCUAUUACCGGUCAGCAGGGUGUAGCUACUGCUGCGUCUAUUCGAGCUCCGCUGGUCACUCAAAGUGGGCGCCCGGCAGGUUACAAAUAUACUGCGAACAUGCGUAAUCCUCCUGCACCUCAACCAGCUGUUCAUAUUCAAGGUCAAGAACCUUUAACCGCGACUAUGUUAGCUGCAGCACCACUUCAAGAGCAGAAGCAAAUGCUUGGUGAACGUCUUUUCCCAUUAAUUCAAAGAAUGCAUCCUGAUUUGGCGGGAAAAAUAACAGGAAUGCUACUAGAGAUUGACAAUUCGGAACUUCUUCAUAUGUUGGAGCAUGGAGAGUCUCUCAAAGCUAAAGUAGAUGAGGCAGUCGCUGUUUUGCAGGCUCACCAAGCUAAACAACAAGCUACUAAGAAAGAGUAAUAUUUUACAGUACUGGCAAAAGCAAGAGAAUUUUGCCAGAUUUAUUAUUAUUAAAUAACAAGAACCGUAAUUAUAGCAGUGUUCUUGGUAAUUUUUAUGCUUUUAAUAUUCUUCUUACAAAUAUAUAUGUAUAAUGGUCCCGAUUAUAAAAACACAAAAUAAAAAUUGAAAAAAGAAAAAGUAGAUUGCGUCUUCCCACAAGAACUAGUAAUGUAACAGAUAAAAUGGGAGAGCAUUCUACAAACAAAAA